UUUCUUCUUCCUAAAUCAAGGCCCUCAGACGCAGCUCGCCGCCGGGCCUGGGGUCACCCCCCGGAACCUCCUGGAGACCUGCCCUGAGGAGGACGCCCUUCCAGCACCGGAGGGCUGCCGCUCGCGAGCGGCGGCGCCCAGUUGGCGCCCACCCCGGGACACACUGCAGUCGAUGCCUGGCAGCGACUUCUCGCUCGCCCUCAGCCUCCCCCAUCGACCCUCUCCCGCCGACCUUUACGCCCAACUCGGGCGCGCCGCGAGCCUCUGCGUCCUCGCCGUCCACGCGGGGCCCCACCCCUUCCCGGUUCCUGCCCGCGAUCGGGUCGGAGGCGAGGUGAAUGGGAAGAUGGAGAUGGAUGUUGAGGGAGUUUCUCCGCGCCCGGAGCCCAUCCCCCGCUCCCAGGGGGCUGGCGGAGCCUGCCAGGCGCCGCCACAGCCGCCCCAGCCCCAGCCCCAGCCCCCGCCGCAGCCGCCGCAGCAGCAGCAGCAGCAGCUGGCUCAGGAUGAAGUGCCCGGCGAGAGUGCGGGCGUGGAGGACAGCGACGAUCCCGAGGCGAGACCCAACGGCGAGAAAGGAGAGAGCAAGAGAUAUCAUGGACUGAAAGGUGAUGGGUACCCCAAUGAGCUCACUACAAGAUCCCAAAGAUUCCAAGCCACAGGCUGCUCCAAAGCAUAAAGGCACCCUUCUGGAGAGUCGGCAGGAAGGAAGCCUGGAGGAGGCUCUGCUUUUGGCCAGAGAGGACAGACCGCCUCCUCAGGUCUCUGUGGGAACCGCUGAAGGACAGUGAGGAAGAUGUGGCUGGUCCCCAGGACAGAGACAUAGCUGGAGCCAGGAAGCACCUGGAGUGGGACUCAAGCCCCCAGCACCCCUUCAGACCGAUGCUCUCUGGGCUGCGUGUGGUGCCGGAUUGGACUGUUUUUGCUUUGCUGUCACCUGCCUAACACGGUUCUAGGUGCUUUUGAAUGGUUGGCUUUCUUUCCUUUUGUUUCCUCCCCCACUCUUUUCUUUUUCUUCUCUGGGCCCUGAGAACUGUAAGAAAAGAAUUGCUUUAGAAAGUAUAAUUCUGUUGCUGACAUUAGCCUUGUUUAUGAAUAAAUUCUGUCCCUAAGGAUUUUCUGAAUUGCAAUCCCAGGUUACCUAGUAAAUGGGGCUGCAUGGUUUGAUUUGUGUAGUCCUGAUCCUUAGAUUAAAAAUACGUUUUCUUUCUUUUUAUUUUUUUGUAAGUUUGGAUCCAGGUAAUGGCCCGAGUCCCGUUUGCUUAGCUGCCGAAGCGAGCUCCAUGUGGUGUCGCUUGGAGUGGAAAUAUAAUCAAACAUAUAUUAUACCUGGGGCUCUCGCACGCUAUUUGAUAUAUAUGUUAUGCUACAAAGAAACACAAACCUUGUAGGCUGAAAUUUAAUUCCUGUCUGAUCCUGCAGUUAGAAUGGUAGAGAAAUUAUAAAUAUCAGAAGUGGCUUCAAAUACCCUGAAUGUAAGCUAACCAGCAAUAAGUGGACAGUUUGGAAGUGCCGUUUUCCGAGGCAGAGCUGGAGUUGGGAGAUGGCUGACCUCGUCAACAGGGUUGCUCAGGUCUGUCUGCGGAUCUGCUCGUUAUGGAAGAAUCCGAGAACAAGGCCUGCUUCUGUGUUUGGGGUUACGGAAAUUGUGGCGUCUCUGACCGAAUGCUCUGUAACUGUGCCUGCCUGGCAAUAAAACACCUUUGGUUGACCCAGCAA
Suricata suricatta (meerkat) is the source of this 1716-nucleotide messenger RNA. RefSeq names its product procyclic form-specific polypeptide B-alpha-like. The record is from RefSeq and is a predicted model, not a curated record. NCBI's taxonomy places the organism in Eukaryota, Metazoa, Chordata, Mammalia, Carnivora, Herpestidae. Bases 173 to 676 code for a protein of 167 amino acids. The transcript has 5 exons.